Aplysia californica (California sea hare) is the source of this 4677-nucleotide messenger RNA. RefSeq lists its product as uncharacterized. The record is from RefSeq and is a predicted model, not a curated record. NCBI's taxonomy places the organism in Eukaryota, Metazoa, Mollusca, Gastropoda, Aplysiida, Aplysiidae. Gene Ontology annotation, molecular function: protein binding.
CACGACGUGCGCGCGCGCGCGUUCUUUCAUCACUGGAAGAAGAACGCGCCACAGCUCAACCAGCAGCCCUCGUUCAACUCGCACGACCAGGCCCGUCUUCCCUCAAUCUACUUCCCACGGUGGAUCUACCCGCUCCAGCACAGCGUACAACUUUGUUUUCUUCUUCUUUCAUGACCUGAUAUUAUUCCGCGGAGUCGUGUGAGUCUACCUCGGUGUUUGUAAGCGGAUUGCUUCGAGGUCAGCCUGCAGGCGACGGGAGAGUAGACGGAGAACGCUCCAAGGAGUCGAAAAACACGCGUUGCAUAAUCGGAGAAACAAGGAAAUAAAAACGUCAGAACAAGCUCAGAGCCUGCUAAAUCUCAGGCUGUGCACUUUUCUGUCACUGAUACCCAGGAUAUCCACACCUGAUACCCUGGGAAAUUGCAUCAAGCUCGUUACAAAUUCAUGGAAUUACUAUUUUCAACGACGCUAACGGAAAGAAAUACGAACUCCAAUAUCUUUGCACUAGUAUAGCAUAGCGCAGCUCAAGUUCGACCUUUUCAGGAAAGGUCACUGAGAAUGCAGCUCGCGAAUUGACGAAAGUAUCAACACGGCACUUUAUGAAUCACGACAAAUGUCAAGAGUUGCGACCUGUGAACCCUCAUGGUUAAGACUGUUGCCGCUUCUCUUAAAGAAGUGACGCCUCGAACUGGAAAAAGGAUCAUCAAUUUUGGAAUCUUCAGCAAAACUCGAUGCUCAGCGGCCAGGAAAACGCAGGUGGCUGCACAGCAACAGAGAUAACAGUGUCCGCGUGAUCUGCGACUCCGCUCAUCGGUGAAAUCGAUCUGCGUUUCCAGCUGGUAUUUGGCUACCUCAGAAUUACAAAGUUCUAUUUCACACGUUUGGCCGUUUUGAGUUACUAUGACCAUGAGGUCAGAAACCAUAUGUUAUAUCAGUUCUCUCCAAAUCCUUAGAUUAUUUGGAGUCAUUAUCAAAAUAUUCAGAGAAUUGCAUUCGAAAAAGCUUGGCACUUUGUGAAACUCAACAUUUUUUACGUAAAAUUUCUCAAAACUAGGUACUGAGCAGACAGAACCUUAUAAUCCAAGGGUAUAGAUUUGUCAUGGAUGUAACUUGGUGACGCAAGGGCGCACACCAGCAGUGAGCGACAGCACACAGCUCCAGCCAUCACACUGUCGUGUACAUGUACAUCCCUGAAGUGACGGUUGCCGAUACCAUGGCAACAGACGCCGCAGGCGAGGACGUGAUGCUUCUGGGUCCGGAAGUGACGUCUUCAUCUCCUUCCUCCAUUUAUAUCCGGUGGGCGUGGGAGGCACUUGGGCCUGUGGAGGUGCAAAGUUUUAUGGUCCAAUACCACCGACUGGCCAGUACGUACAUCCAAAAUAGCAGAAAGCUUCCAGCUUCGACCGACACCUACAGCAUUCAGAAUCUGGUGGCUGACACUUAUUACAAAGUCCAGUAAAUACGACUCCAUGUCCUCCCACUUCCCUGAGGGGGCCUACGAGAUGAGCGACACGACCACUCACGGCCACGAGGACGAUGUGUUCUCACACAGCAGUGACGGCGAUCCCGAGGCACGGCGCAACAUGAAGUCUGGCCACCAUCAUCACCACCACCACCAUCACUAUCAGCAAUCCCCGAGGAGUCUGGCGGACCGCCUCUGCAACGGCAGCAGACUACCCAACGGUCUCGGAAAGCACACACGGGUGCACGCCCCUUUGGGCCGUAUGGGCAGGACGUUUUCUCUCACCGAGAGACCCAACACGAGGGGGCAGCAUCCAGCCACCAAAGCGAGACGGGCACGCCUAGCCCACGCCCACACGCACUUCCACUCCGUCCAAUCAGAACCUGGAACGCUCCCACGUCGUGCGGCAGACCACGCCUCCACGCCGUCUAGAACCUCCUCCCUGCAGCAUACCAACCAAUCACAAUCGCCCGCGUCCAAUGGUGGGGCAAGUGGGACAAGCAGCAGUGGCGCUAUACCCACGUGCGGUGGUUGUAGCAGCAAGCCUGCAGGCUACAAGGACAGUCCAAGGCUUGCUACUUUCCGGAUUCAGUCUAACUCCGGCUCAGACCCAAGCCAGCUGAGCUCUAACACACACACUAAACAACAAAGACGGGCGCCAGAGCUCAAGUCUAUUCCACGUACACUUCACAUGAGUAUUGAAAACGACACAUACGUCUGAAUUUAUGUAGUCACAUAGACUACACUCAUAUUCGACUCUUGUGACUCAACUUACAAUGAUAUUAGAGCGUGUAGGCAUGGUUGCUGACUGAAACGGAAGACUUGUCACUCAUAAACAGACAGAUUACGUCGCAGGACGCGUUACUGUUUGAGAAACCAUCAAAUGUGUGACUGGGUAGAUGUGUUCAUGUCACAAAAAGCGGAGAUACUGGUCAAGCCAGACGAGAAGCGCUGUCUCAUUCUCAUAACCUAGGCGCUGGGUCUUUCACAUGAGGUCAUUAGGAAGGGUGUACAUUCGCCCGAUGACCUCAGUUUUGGUACAAUGUACGAAGCUGAAUUCGACAGAAGCCAGUUCUGGAAAUAUGUCAGACUGACUUUGUCGGGUACCAUAUCUGCACAGCCGACAAUUCAGCUUUCUGGAUUACAACUAAAUGCUAUUGAGAAGAGUCACCAUGGGGCGCUUUUUGGUCGCCAACGGUGUCUUUCACUGCAAAUAACUACAUUUUUACAAUUCAACUUUGUAUCCGGGAGAUUUCAGGGCCAUUCGUUUUGACGUCAUCCUUAUAUGGAACUCGUCGGGAAUUCAAAUUGUCAUUCCUUAUGACCAUUGUGAUAAAUGAACGACAACUUUUUAUCUAUGUCAUUAAUAUCAACCAGCAACAGUAACUGUGACGACGUUCAAAAAGACGACGACAAACCGAUGGCGCGAGUCAGAUCAAUAUGACUUUCUUUCUACUUCGUCGGUUAUCAAACUUCAUCUGCCCAAUAAUGUUGGCCUGAUACAAGAGUAGUGGGCCAGUUGAAUUUGCUCUACAGCCCUACUAUACACAGAUCAUACAGACCCAACCAAUCGAAGUGCAAUGACGCGGACCGGUAAUUAAGAAUCAGACUGGUGUUGAACAGGCAGCAUGUGGACAGCAGUAUCUGUCUGGUCUUCCAAAUACGUGAUCUAUUGGGUUUAUCAGAAAGGAUGGCACACAGGAACGAUCUGCCUCAUUGAGCAGAUUAUUGACCUCAUAGUUAGUUCACCCUUGGCCAUUCUGGAGCGAUCUCCCGUUCUAAAUUUGAACUGAUCUCCAACUCUCGGUAAGACUUUCUACCGCCCAUUUUGAGUUCCAAGUGAAAAUGUACAAAGAUUCCAUUUGUUUUUCAAACGUUAUGUGAGUGCUGUGGCUUCAACUUCAAUGGAUUAUGAUUGGUGGGUUGUUUUCUGUUUGCCCCAGAAAUGGGGCAUAAGUUAGGGGAUGGUGGUGUGACGUAAUAUACUGUAUUAUAUUUUAUUGAAUGAACGCAGUUAAAAAGUAAAAGCGGAAAGUAUGCUCACCUGUACAUUGAAAGGAGUUUACUUAAUGAUACUAAUGCGACACAAAAUCUUAACUAUUAUAACAUGUCUUUUGUAUUCCAAAUACAACAUGCAAAAACUGCAAUGUGAUAUUGAGAAAGUUCGAAGAAUAGAGACAAAAUGCAAAUAGAAAAGCUUGAAGUAUGCUUUCAACAAAUACUUUUUUGCAGUUCUGCAUGUCGUCAGGAACUAUUUCGUUCACGACUUUCUUUGAACAAAGAACAAAAUCCCGAUUGUAUGUGAUAACCCCUUGACACACCGCACCUAAUAAAUAUGUUUCUCAGGUACCUUGAGUUCAUUGUGACAUGAAUGUACAACUGUUCAGUCGUUUGACAUCCGUCUCUCGCUGUUGUAAAGGUUUCACACCCCUAUCGACAAAUCGCCAUGACCAUCAAGGCUGUCUCAACCUUACUUGACGAGGGGAUAAUGCACGAAGAGCAAGAUUUGUGACAAAAUAUCUUCCAGAAGUGAGAACCGAACGUGGGUCUCUUACGUAUAACGCUAACCCUUACACUAUAGAUGCCUGUAUAGUUUAAACCAAAAAUGGACAAACUACGGCCCGCGGGCAAGAUCUUUUCCGCAAGAAAUUAGUUACAGUCUGGUCCGCGAGCUGACCCAGUAAUCAAUUAUGAAAGUGGCCCCCGUCUUCAAAAUUAAAAUCAAUAGUUUGUGUCCCAGCUGGAAGCAAUAUAAUUCAAUAUUUUAUCUCAUAAGAUGCCCCUUGAGUCACUUUUGAGAGCUUGACUCGGAUAUUUCAACUUAUUUCACUCAAUUUUCUCCUGUUUUGGCUAGCGAAAUAUUCGGAAUCGCUCGGCCCACAACAUGGACACGCUUGUCCGUGCCCGGUCUGAAAUGUUCUAUAUUCAGGACUACUUUAAGAAACAUCAUAAUAUCUAGCGCUCAUGAAUGGUGUCUGUUGUAGCGGUUAGGAGCAUCGCCAUCGCAGGCAUAAGACAUGAGUUCGAUUCCUGAGUAAGGACAUUUUUAUUGAGUGCAUCCCUUCUCUUAGCCCGGGUUGGCUCGGUCAGGUAUGGCUGAGGCAGUCCGCCUCAUAAACGAUCUUUGGAAAAAAAAGUACGGAAAAACACAGCAAUACUCUAUGAAAGAACAGUUUACUUGCAGAUAUUGGCUAAUAAACAUUUCACUUCGAAAA